This is a messenger RNA of Nomia melanderi (Alkali bee), 2276 nucleotides long. The record is from RefSeq and is a predicted model, not a curated record. Lineage: Eukaryota; Metazoa; Arthropoda; Insecta; Hymenoptera; Halictidae.
UUCAUGGUUAUAUUGUUUUUCGUAACCUCUAUAUAAGUUAACAAAGUUGAAUAAUACUUCGUACAUUAAGUCUAUUUGUUUUGAAAAGAUAAAGCAACACAAAUCACUGAUAAAUAAUAUUAAAAGUGUGACAAAUACUUUAUUGUAAUCAUCUUGUAUGAACAACAAUGCCUAUGGGUCUCCUUUAAUUUUGCACGUGUAUUUGCAGCGGCAUUCCGUUAAUUUCACCGCUAGAUGGCUUCAAAAUCAAAUCUUUUUCAAGCUCUACUUGACACGAAUCUUCCUAUAAAAAAUCAGUUAGAAACUAUUGUAUUGUUUCUGAUGGACACAGAUAACUCACAGAAAAAGUAAUACAUACAAAUAUCCAAUUUCAAAGUUCCAAUUCUUUGCAUACUUAGGAACAACCAAGUUACGGCAAAUACACUAUUUUGUCAUGUCAAUAUUAUUAUGCAACAAGUAUUUAAAUGUCAUGGUCACGCAAAUGUCAACACUGUAUACUCACAAAAUUUAGGCGGUUUCAAAUUAAAAUUCAAAAAUAUGGAACUGAAUUGGGCAUUUCUAGCGAGAUUCUGCUUUUUAACAGAACUAGGUAUAUUUCGGUAUGAAUUUGAAUUAAGUGGCGAGGAAAAGGAUUUGAAAAUAUUAUUGUAUUAUGACGCGCCCGAUCAAUGGCCCAGCGUUUAUCCCUCAAAUAAAACAUGCUUGGAAAAAGAAUCUAUACUAUGGGAUGGAAUUGGUCAAAUAGUACCAUUAUCAACGCUUAUGCCAAAAAAAUCAGGAUGCGAGGACGACGGAUUAACGGUGCGAUGUUCUAGCUAUCGAAGGUUUCGAUCAUCUCGCCCAAGAUGGUGGUUUAUUGCGUUAGCAGAUUGCUCUUCGCAAACUGGAUUGAACAUUUCCUAUUGGAUAUCGUUAACGAAUGCACAGCCCGGCAAUUUUUGGAGAGAACACUUCUCAGCAGAUGAAUUCUAUAUACUACCAGAAUUGAUAGCAAUCAGUAGUAUAUAUGUUAUACUUGUUAUAUUAAGCUUCUAUGUAGCAGUGCAAUUGAAAUCAAGGAGACUAUUACACGUGUCUUACAAAAUAUAUAUAGCUUCCCUGCUUUUCCAAUUAUUCGGGAUAAUGCUUGAAAUUUAUAGUUACAUGAAUCUUGGUUUGAAAGGUAUGGCAUCAGAGAAUGCUUCCUUGAUAGGCCAACUUUCAGAAGCCUGCUCAGAUAUUUUGUUCACCGUACUUAUGUUACUACUCGCGAUUGGUUUCACGGUGACGAAAAGUGUUCUAACAGCGAGACAAACUCGAUGGCUUGUCUGUUUUGUGUGUUUUACUUCCUUCUUUCAGUUCACGUUAUACAUUUACCAAUCCGAUGUAUUUGAUCCUGGAUUGGUAUUAUACAUUUACGAAUCACCACCAGGCUACAUGUUAAUAGCUGUAAAGCUGAUCGCAUGGAUCGUCUUUUCCCUUCGUUGCUUGAAGACAAUUAAAAAAAUGUCGACAAAACUUCAUUUUUACGGCUCAUUAUUUUCUUUGGGGUCAGCGUGGUUCCUGUGCCAUCCGCUAACGGUGCUCUGCAUUACUUUGUUAGUAGACGAUUGGGUAAGAGAAAGCGUUGCUAAAGGAUGCUCGUUGUGGAUCGUGUUUGUGGGACAUAUAGUGUUUUUGUAUAUUACUCGACCAUCUAUGGCUAACAAACGGUUUCCAUUUCAUAUCAGAACAUGUCAAGUUAUGCCAGUUGGUGGUGAUGGACAAAACCAUAGCUAUGAACCUCAGAUUAGGACAUUGAAUUCUGCAUUUACUAUUUCACAUUUACCACCACCUAUUUCCUACCAAUGAUUAUACUCUAAAACAGGUCAUUUAUAAACAUUUAAAGCCGUCAGCGAUUGUAAGUUAUUAUCAGUCGCAAGAACCAUCGAGCCAACCAUCUCUCCACCUUUGAUCAACAAGAUUACAAUCGAAUUCAGGUUUUCCAAUUUUCUUGUUUACCUCAUUAUGUAUGUUGCAAAGCCAACGACUCAAUGUUCUCUGUGAGUCAGUCUGUGGCGGGGACUGCUUUAAUUGUUCCCUUAAAUCUUCUGCACAUACAUAACAAGGAUAAAAUUUAGAGAAUGUGUGAAAAAAUUGUUUCAUAUCAGAUUUUUCUGCUUCGCUUGGUUGAUCUGGGUAAUAUGCUGCCAUGGUAUGUAACAGUGACCAUGUUCUAGAACCUAAUUCAUCCUUAUCCAAAGGACAGUCAUCACGUUUACCCUUGUUAUUUACAGAUUGAUUAUGCUCCUGUUUUU